GUUUUGAGAUCACUGUCAGAGGCGUACAACGAGCUGCCUGUGUACACAAUACUAUCUCUGGUUGUUAAUAAACAUGAUUUCGUCUGUGUAGUUUUGUAAUGAGAUUCUGAAUCGCCUUUGUAAAAGCUGGAAAUGACGAUUCAUAAUAUAUACAUAUUUGACAGACAUGGAACACUUCUUUAUUAUGCCGAAUGGAAUCGUUUGAAACAAUCAGGAAUAACUCGGGAAGAGGAAGCAAAGCUCACCUAUGGACUGUUGUUCUCACUUAAAUCAUUUGUCAGCAAAAUAUCUCCCUUUGAUGUUAAGGAAGGUUUUCUGUAUUACAAAACCAGUAAAUAUGCAUUGCAUUAUUUUGAAACUCCAUCUGGCCUAAAGUUUGUUCUGAACACCGAUGUUGCUGCACAGAAUGUUCGGGAGUUGCUGCAGCAGAUAUAUAGUCAAGUGUAUGUUGAGUAUGUUGUAAAGAAUCCUGUUUGUGAUCUAAAGAAACCAAUCAAAAGUGAAUUAUUUAAAACUAAACUUGAUGCUUUAAUCAAACAGUCGCCAAUAUUCUCAGCAAGGGUCGUCUGAACAUUUUUGAGAAACAUUAAUAAAAUAUAUACUAAGCUGUAACUCUGAAGAUAAAGGAAAUAUUUGUGUAAUUGUAAUAGUUAGUCAUGCAGUUAUGCUAUCUGAUAUUGUAUACAUUCCAAAAUGUUGCUAAUAAACCCAAAUGGUUUUAACUCUUUCA
Schistocerca piceifrons (Central American locust) is the source of this 730-nucleotide messenger RNA. It is a transcript of the gene Bet5, whose product is annotated as trafficking protein particle complex subunit 1. Gene Ontology annotation, biological process: endoplasmic reticulum to Golgi vesicle-mediated transport. The transcript is spliced from 2 exons. Bases 133 to 570 code for a protein of 145 amino acids. Lineage: Eukaryota; Metazoa; Arthropoda; Insecta; Orthoptera; Acrididae. The record is from RefSeq and is a predicted model, not a curated record. Gene Ontology annotation, cellular component: TRAPP complex.